Molecule: messenger RNA, 1425 nt
Organism: Drosophila santomea
Lineage: Eukaryota; Metazoa; Arthropoda; Insecta; Diptera; Drosophilidae
Product: casein kinase I
Exons: 1
Coding region: 152-1318 (388 amino acids)
Biological process (GO): signal transduction; negative regulation of canonical Wnt signaling pathway; peptidyl-serine phosphorylation
Cellular component (GO): nucleus; cytoplasm
Molecular function (GO): ATP binding; protein serine/threonine kinase activity
Source: RefSeq, a predicted model, not a curated record
UUUCAACUACGAAAAGUUUUCCAACAGUACUAGUCCUGGGCAAACAAGUCACAAAAUGCCUUAAAUGUCAAAAUCGUAGUCGAGUUCCCAAAGAAAAUUUAAAAUAAUACCUCAGAGAAGACAUUGAGGCGAAAAUCCGAAAGCCAUAACAAUGGCCAACCAAGAAACAACCAAUGGCAAAGUUCGUAAUGCAACUCUUCAUCUGGAAAAGCAGUUGAUCGGUGGAAAAUAUCGGCUAGUGAAGCCCAUUGGGUCGGGAUCCUUCGGUGAUAUUUACCUCGGACUGAGCAUCACGGAUGGAUCUGAGGUGGCCAUCAAGGUGGAGAAGAACGAUGCCAAGUAUCCGCAGCUGAUGUACGAGGCGAAGGUGUACGAACAGCUGGUCCGCAGUCCGGGAUUCCCGACCCUACUUCAUUAUGGAAGCGAGAAGAACUAUAAUGCCAUGGUUAUGGACCUAUUAGGUCCUUCCCUGGAGGAUCUUUUUAACCUCUGCAAACGCCGAUUCUCGUUAAAGACCGUACUCAUGUUGACAGACCAACUGCUAAUGCGAAUCGAGUGUGUCCACGAACAUGGGUUCAUCCACCGUGACAUUAAACCAGAUAACUUCCUAAUGGGUUCGGGGAACCACUGCAGUAAGCUGUACCUCAUCGACUUUGGCCUGUCCAAGAGAUACAAGGACAUGGAGUCGGAGAUGCAUAUUCCGUACCGCAAGGAUCGGAAUUUAACGGGUACUGUUCGAUAUGCCUCGAUCAAUGCACAGAUGGGCGUCGAGCAAUCCCGGCGAGAUGACAUGGAGUCCAUGUGCUAUUGUUUGAUGUACUUCAAUCUGGGAAAGUUACCCUGGCAGGGUAUAACGGCCGCCAACAAGAGGCAAAAGUACGAGAAGAUAUUGGAGAAGAAGACAGGCGUCUCUAUUCAGCAACUCUGCAAGGGAUUUCCCUCCGAGUUUUGUCUGCUUAUGACCUACGUCAGGAAUCUUGGUUUCAAGGAACCACCAGAUCACAUUUAUCUACGCCAGUUAUUCCGCAUACUUUUCCGAUCGCUGAAUCACCAUUACGACUACAUAUACGACUGGACUUCUUUGCAGCAGCAGAAAGAUCAAAUCCGCCGCAAUAGAGAACGAGAACGGGAACGGGGACAAGACCGCGAACGGGAACGGGAACGGGGUUGUGAACGUCAGCGGGACAAGGAGCGACGCAAGGAUUGGGAGCAGGAUCGACUGCACAGAACUUCCACCCAACAGGCAAAUCGCUCUAAUGGACAUCUGACAAGCCGAUAUGAUCGCAUUGGCGAUGGAGCCAUUAGCAAGCAAAAGUAACAUCUAACCAAAUUAUUUCAAUUUAAAAAUGUACUACUUAAUGUCGGAGCCCCACUUUUAGUGGUUUUAUUUCCUAAAUAAAUCUUUAAAAACCUUUAUUCCGCAAA